This is a messenger RNA of Uranotaenia lowii, 645 nucleotides long. RefSeq lists its product as uncharacterized. Bases 1 to 645 code for a protein of 214 amino acids. Lineage: Eukaryota; Metazoa; Arthropoda; Insecta; Diptera; Culicidae. The record is from RefSeq and is a predicted model, not a curated record. Gene Ontology annotation, molecular function: protein binding. The transcript is spliced from 5 exons.
AUGACGGUUGGAAGUCAAUGUGAUGAUGGAAGAGUGGAUUUAACCUGUAAGGACACAAAACAAUCAGUGGGAGCGUUCCUAACCAAGACGAACUUUCUCACGCUGAAGUACGUGACCGAUAACUGGGGCACGGAGACGAACGGUUUCAAAAUGGUCAUCACUUCCAUCAAGGAUUCCAAGAUCAACUGCGGGGAAUUCCGGUGUAGUCAGCAGGAGUUCUGCAUCCACCAGGACUUGCUGUGCGACGGGGUCAAUCACUGUGCGGACGGAUCGGACGAAGCGGUGGGGUCCCUCUGUCCGGCGCCGAACGAGUACAUCAAGACCAUCUUCGGCAUCGAUCUGACCUGGAUCAUCCUGGUCGGCGUCAGCAGCUUAGUCGCGUGCGGGUGCAUCGUGGGUGUGACGAUCUGUGUGUACCUGCGCAAUGCGCGACCCGGCGGCACGCCAAACCAACAAUUGAACCAAAUGAUAGAAUCAAACGGUUCAUCGAAGCAUCUGCACGCAACACUGCCGCGGGAAACAACAACGCUACCUGCUUCGGGAAACUUGCAUCACCCUGCGGGACCAUUAGGGUACCUCCGCAUUCCACACAAAUUGAUGGCCAAAGUCCGUCCCAUUUGGUGCCUGGCAAACUCAGACAAUUAG